Molecule: messenger RNA, 930 nt
Organism: Lasiodiplodia theobromae
Lineage: Eukaryota; Fungi; Ascomycota; Dothideomycetes; Botryosphaeriales; Botryosphaeriaceae
Exons: 2
Coding region: 1-930 (309 amino acids)
Source: RefSeq, a predicted model, not a curated record
AUGCCGCCUCGUCAACCCUUUGAAACAUGGGACCUACAAGACGACUGGACGGGAGUAGAAGGGUCCAAGGAAAGGAGGAAGCGGCAGAAUCGCCUUAACCAGAGGGCUUAUCGCAAGAGAAAACAUCUUGAGCGGUUUGCCACAGUGGUUUUGAGUCAGUCACCCAGCACAAAGGUGCGGAGCGAUGCGCCAUCUGGGACGGACGGCAACACCUUGGCCUUUCCGGAACGCCGGGCCGAACCGCGCGAAUAUGCUGACUUUGGAUGGAUCGCGACAUUGAAUUCCGCCUCAAAACCCAAGGCAAUCGAGUUCAAGCAGAUGCUUUACCAAGACCACAGCCUGAAGCUACGGGCGCCGAGCGAUCUCCCGACUCUUGCGCGUCUUAACGUAAUCUACGCACUCGCGGCCAACGCAAAAGCUCUGUCCAUAUCGUUCGUUGAUCUAGAGCUCGACGAGUCCAUCUCCCCUUUCAACCUCGUCGGCCCCAACACACCUCCAGAUCUCCUAUUGAACCGUAGUCUGCUUUCCCUUCCGCCGCCUAAUAAUAGUCUUCACCCAACCGCUCUUCAGAAAACCGUAGUUCACCAUCCUUGGAUUGAUGUUUUCCCAGCACCAGGCAUCAGAGACAACAUACUUCGCGGGCUCGGUGCGGCAGAGAUCGACGAAGACGAGCUGUGUGGUGCGCUCCUUACGAUCGAGUCCGACGUUGACGAUAUCCCGGCCCCACUUGUUGUCUGGGGAGAUCCUGGAGAUGCGUGGAAUUGGGAAAUCAGUCCGGAAUUCAUGAGGAAAUGGGGCUUUUUGUUGAAGGGCUGUCCGGAAGUUUUGCAAGCAACAAACUAUUGGCGACGGAAACGGGGGAGGAAGGAGGCUGAGUUUGUGUUCGAUGAGGAAGGAACUCUGCUGGAAUGCAGUGUAACUGAGAGAUAG